UCUAUGUCAAUCAACUAUCUCACGUUGGGAAAAUUAAGUACUUACGGAAAACUUCUCACAUACUUACUGGUUUCUGAAUUCAGUUGACCCUAUCCUUCCCAUAGAAUUUUGUAGAUUCGAACCGUUCACCAUCACCAUUUCUGAUGACGAACAUGAAAUUUGAAUUUUAUAUUUAGGCAAAACCGAUCGGCUUGAUUUAAAAAAUUUGGAUAACCGUUACUAGUCGCACGCACUCUCAUAAUCAAAUGGUUUCGCGAGUUUCAGUUGGCUUUGUAUGUGUGAUCUCGGUCGGAUUUUUCUGUGGCCCGUAGGAAUACUUGUUGGCUUGUAUGUAUUGUCAUUUCGAGUGAUGAGAUGCGGAGGAAGUGUGUGCACGGCUUGUGAGGAUAGUUCGGACAGCCCUUGCUCCGCUGGACCUAUACCGCAAACCGUGCCAAAAGCGUGCUACCAGGGGUACUGUGACGUGCGCAUUUAUUUGAAGGAUACCGGAGGCUACAGUACGUCAACGCUUAAAAGAUCCAAUCCGCUACCCGAUAAUCAGAUGCCUUUUCGUUCAGAUCUUAUCCGCGGAUGUCCGAACGUUGGCGAAAAAGUUCGCACUACAGAUAGGCCUCCCAAUGGCACAAUGGAUUGCUAUUUCAUCGGACUGCCCUACGAAUGUGUGUGCAGCUACGACGGCUGCAACAACAUGCUAUACAACCAAGUUAUGAAGUUGAAAAGAUUUCAUGAUAAUGACCAACAAGCUAUGACUUAUACUCAAUGGCGCAUGAACAAAGAGGACGUCGAUUACCUUAUAGCGCUUCCGGACGGUCCGGUUCCUCCUAGUCUGCCAUCAAGGACCGAAUCGACACCUGCGCUCACUUUUCCUCCCGAAACAUACCCAGGAGCAACUGAAAAGGAAGGAGGAGCGGCCGCACAGGGCAGAGCGGUGAACGCCACAACGACCCCUAUCCCUGCACAGAAAGAAACGGGAGGAUUGUCUACAACGACAAUUGCAAUUAUUGUUGGAUUGGUUCUGGUAAUUGCGCUGAUUAUCCUAUUUAUGGUCUGGCGGAUGACACGUAAUAAAAAGAAAAAGAAGAGAAAGUCGGAUGACGAGGAUGAAGAAGAUGAAGAUAUUGCAUGAAAGAUUCUUUCCAAGAGGCUGAUGCAAAAAAUGUAAACUGUUUUUUUUUAAUUUUUAGGUUGAAUAUUUUCGGUAAUGUACUUGGUAAUCUUUGUGUUUAAAAUGUGUCUCUUCAAACACUACGAUAUUUGCGGUCGUACAUGAGAUAGAAUUUCGCUUUUUUGAUAGCUUUGGUGCAGGUUAAUUUUCCUUGAUGCACAGUAGUUCGUAAUUUAUGUCGUAAUAUAAUACACGAGUAAAUGUUGUGGACUGUGAAGCGU
This is a messenger RNA of Paramacrobiotus metropolitanus, 1386 nucleotides long. RefSeq lists its product as uncharacterized. The coding region runs from base 275 to 1126 and encodes 283 amino acids. The transcript is spliced from 9 exons. Lineage: Eukaryota; Metazoa; Tardigrada; Eutardigrada; Parachela; Macrobiotidae. The record is from RefSeq and is a predicted model, not a curated record.